Messenger RNA from Macadamia integrifolia, 3654 nucleotides. RefSeq names its product receptor-like protein 7. The record is from RefSeq and is a predicted model, not a curated record. NCBI's taxonomy places the organism in Eukaryota, Viridiplantae, Streptophyta, Magnoliopsida, Proteales, Proteaceae. The transcript has 2 exons. Gene Ontology annotation, molecular function: protein binding. Bases 342 to 2936 code for a protein of 864 amino acids.
ACUCUGAGGGGAUAUAAUUCUGAAAUCUUUGAUUAAGGACUCAUGCAUUGUGGAGGACCAAGACUGAGCAUUGACGCAUGGAGUCUUUGGAGUAAUUCAUGGGUUGGAAUAAAGGGUCAUGCAUUGUGGAGGACCAAGACUGAGCAUUAACGCAUUGAGUCGUUGGAGUAACUCAUGGGUUGGAAAAGACUGAGAUGAUGACUCCCUCUCUGUUUUUAACUUUAAAUAGGGAACCUAUCUACCUUCGCUUAUUCUUCAUCCCACAUUCUAUUCUAAGCCGCCCUCUUCCUGUUCUACCUACCUAGCUCCACUUUUUUUCUUUUCCAUUAAUCCUAAUUAGAAUGGGAAUUUAUCUCCCCUUUGCUCGUCUUCUCCUUUUCUUGAGCUUCUUCUACUUCUUCUUCCUCCUAUUACUGCUUUUGCCUCAGAUCCAAGCAGCUCAAGAGAGCCAUAUUUGCCUACAUGACCAGAAAUCUGCUCUCUUGCAAUUCCGGCAUGAGUUCAUCAUCACAGACAACAUUUCCUUCAGUUCAUGGGAACCGGGAACAGAUUGUUGCUCAUGGGAUGGCGUCACUUGUAACGUCACCACUGGUUACGUGAUUCGUCUCGACUUGAGUGGUAGUUUCGACUUCAAUUCCGACAUGAUCAAUUCCAAGCUCUCAGGACCUAUUUAUUCCAACAGCAGCCUCUUCGGCCUCCAUCAUCUCCAAAGGCUCAACCUUGCUUACAAUGACUUCAGGUUGGCUCCUAUCCCAUCUGGGUUUGAUCGUCUUCCAAGCUUGACUCAUCUCGACCUCUCCUAUUCCAAUUUCUCUGGUCAGAUACCCUGUGAAUUCUCACGCCUAACAAGGUUGGUUUCUCUUGAUCUCUCCACCUUUGACUUCGACUACUACGAUUACUACUGCUACAACUUCAAUAUCUGUCAUCGUAUUCUAAAACUGGAAAGACCAAACCUUAAGGAGUUGAUCCAGAAUCUGACAUCUCUUGUGGAACUAUACCUUGAUGGUGUAGACCUCUCUAGUCCUAGUUCUAGUCCUACACAGGGAAGCAACCGUCAUUGGUCUCAAGUCUUGCCGCAAUCACUUCCCAACCUUCGUUCAUUGAGUUUUUCUGGCUGUGGUCUUUCAGGUCCCAUUCACUCUUCUUUCUCGCAGCUUGUAUUCCUCGAGGAGCUCCGACUUGAUGGAAACUAUAAUCUUUCUCUUGAAGCACCCAACUUCUUGCCCCCCAAUUUCUCUCAAUUGAAAACUCUUAGUCUAAGCUCUUGUGGAUUGUAUGGGAAGUUCCCCAGCAGUGUUUUUCAACUACCCAAUCUUCAGAUCUUUGAUGUAUCAAACAAUUCUCUCCUCAAUGGUCAAUUGCCAGAUUUUCCACUUAACAAUUCCUUUCAGUUCAUAUCGCUCUCUGACACAAAUUUUUCAGGAGCGAUUCCAGAUUCUAUUGGAAAUCUUAGGUUUUUGACGACAUUACGACUUGAUGGUUGUAAUUUCUCCGGAUUGGUUUCACCUUUUCUAACCAAUCUCACCCAACUAACUGAGCUACACCUUUCCCACAAUAGUUUUACCGGUUCAGUCCCUAUGUUUAAUAAAGACACUGUUCCAAAUCUUACAUAUUUGGAAUUGUCUGACAAUCUUCUUGACGGGACAAUCCAUUCUUCUCUAUUUACACUCCCAUCAUUGUACAAAUUAUUUCUUUCAAAUAAUCAGCUUAGUGGUCGACUUGAUCAGUUGUUUCAUAAUUCAUCUCUUUCAUCAUCAUCAUUGGAAUUCAUGGAUUUGAGUGGAAACAAAUUGAAUGGACAAAUACCAACAUCAAUUUCUCAAUUCUCAAGUCUUUGGUUCCUCCUUCUGGGAUCCAACGAUUUUAGUGGCACUGUAAAACUGGAGGACACGUUUGGGAACCUUGAGAACCUUUCAUCUCUUGACCUGUCAAACAACAACCUAUUGUCACUUGAAUUUGGCAACGAUAGUUCUUUUCGUCCUCAGCUUUAUGAAUUGCAGUUGAUAUCUUGCCACAUCAAAGAAUUCCCAAAGUUCUUGAGAACUCAAGAGCAAUUGGAGUAUUUAGAUCUUUCAAACAACACCAUUUCUGGGCAAGUACCAAAUUGGAUAUGGAAGAAACAGUUACAGUAUUUGAAUCUUUCAUACAACUCUCUAAAUACUUUGGAGCUACCACUACUCCUAAAUUUUUCCUCAAGUCCAUUAAGUACUCUAGAUCUCAGCAACAACAAGCUACAAGGGUCUCUCCCAAUUCCCGCAUCAUCUAUCACAUUCUUUUCAAUUUCGAAUAAUAGCUUUGUUGGAAGAAUCCGUGAGUCAAUAUGCAAAUUGGGUGGACUACGAGUUUUUGAUGCCUCUCACAACACCUUGAGCGGUUCAAUUCCGGAAUGUCUAGGUAACAUUGGCACUCUCACUGUAUUGGAUGUACAAGGGAAUAGAUUUCACGGAAUGCCUCAAAAUUUUACAAAUGCUAGCAGCUUGAGGACACUCAAAAUGAAUGGAAAUAUUUUACAAGGGCAAGUGCCUAGGUCAUUGGCGAAUUGCACAUCACUAGAGGUUCUAGAUCUUGGGAAGAACAAGAUGUUUGAUACCUUCCCCUUUUGGUUGGGGAAAUUGCCUAUGUUGCGAGUUCUUGUAUUGCAUUCCAACAGAUUCUAUGGUCCUAUCAAACACCCUCGAACCCUGGAUGAAUUCCCGAUGUUGCAAAUUUUGGACCUCUCUUCCAAUACAUUUACAAGAAAUUUUCCAAUUGAAUACUUUGGAAGCUUGAAGGCAAUGAUGUUUAAAAAAGGGAACAAGUCAAAACCACAAUAUAUUGGAGAACAAUAUAUUGGAGAAUCCUACUACAGAGACUGUGACAAUCAUGAACAAAGGUCUAGAAAUGGAGCUAGUGAGGAUCUUGACCAUCUACACAGCUCUCGAUCUAUCCAACAAUAGAUUCCAGGGGGAGAUUCCAAAAGUGAUUGGAGAGCUUACAUCUCUUGUGGUUCUAAACAUGUCUCAAAAUGACCUAGUAGGCCAAAUCCCAUCAUCGAUAGGAAACAUGGAAGAGUUGGAGUCAUUGGAUCUCUCACAAAACAAGCUCUCAGGCCAGAUCCCUCGACAACUCGCUAAUCUUACCUUUCUUGCAUUCUUAAACCUCUCCCAAAAUCAUCUUGAGGGGCCUAUACCACGAGGCAAUAAAUUGGAGACGUUUUCAAACACUUCUUACAAUGCAAAUCCAGGAUUAUGUGGUUUUCCCUUAUCAAGGAAAUGCAGAGCUACCAGUGAUGAUAUGCCACCGCAAGGUCCACAAGGGGAGAGAUCAACAAAUGACUCCAAAUUUGAUUGGAAAUUCAUGUUGAUGGGUUAUGGAUGCGGUAUGGUAAUUGGAUUUGUCAUAGGAUAUAUCAUUUUCAAAGAUGAGUGGAUAAUAAGGAUUUUUAGAUUGGCACCAAUUGGGCGACGGAGAAAGUCCAAGGGAGGAAGAUUGAGAAGAUGAUGACAAAGUGAUAAAAAGAAGAUGGUGAGAGAUGAUCUAAAAAUCUUCUUCUUCUUUUUUCCCCUCUUUAUGUAAAUAAGUUAGCAACUUUUUUUCUUGGGGUGUUAAGAUUGUCUUGAGCUUGUUAUUGUGUAAUCCAAUCUUAAUAUGAGUAAUUUUGUUUACUAAAUUCAA